Solea senegalensis (Senegalese sole) is the source of this 3978-nucleotide messenger RNA. Its product is annotated as collagen alpha-1(II) chain-like. Gene Ontology annotation, molecular function: extracellular matrix structural constituent. NCBI's taxonomy places the organism in Eukaryota, Metazoa, Chordata, Actinopteri, Pleuronectiformes, Soleidae. The transcript has 42 exons. The record is from RefSeq and is a predicted model, not a curated record. Bases 76 to 2844 code for a protein of 922 amino acids.
UCCAGGGCACAAAUGGAGUAAGUGGGCCUCCGGGAAAACAAGGCAGCCGUGGGUCAAAGGGAAACAAAGGAGCAGAUGGACGUCAAGGCAAACCAGGACCCAGAGGGAACAAGGGUCCCACUGGACAGAGGGGUCACACUGGUCAACCAGGCCCUCCGGGUUUUCUGGGUUCACCAGGACCAGAGGGAGCAGAAGGAAAGCCUGGGUCCGUCAGGUGUGACAGGAGCUGCCGGCAGUAAUGGAGAGAUGGGGUUUCAAGGCGUCAUUGGAAAGACGGGAGCAGACGGACCUUCAGGUUCUCUGGGACCACCAGGAAAACCAGGACCUCCAGGGUCACCAGGACCCUCAGGAGAGAACGGUUUCACAGGGAAGCCUGGUACUGAAGGACCUCAGGGCCCAGUAGGCAUGUAUGGCAUCCAGGGAACCGUGGGCAUGCGUGGACCUCCAGGCUUCACCGGAGAACGGGGGGAGCCAGGUUUACGAGGUUUAACAGGACCUGUCGGAAAACAAGGGCCUAAAGGUCCAGCAGGUUCUCCAGGAGAACGAGGCCCUCAGGGGCCACAGGGUCGACCUGGAGAUGAAGGAACCAAAGGAAUUCCAGGCCCAGUGGGGCCUCCAGGUGUUCCAGGCGCUAAUGGAGCAAAUGGAAAACCUGGACCUCGAGGAAGUGCGGGGCCCCUGGGACCUGAGGGGCCACCAGGGCCAACAGGAAUCCUAGGUCCACAGGGGGACGAGGGGUUGUUAGGAGAAGCAGGGAAAAGAGGAGAGAAGGGAUUACCAGGCCCAGCCGGGGAUACUGGACUCCAAGGACAAGAUGGAGAACAGGGACUUUCUGGCCAAACAGGAAACGAGGGCCCACCAGGACGGAAGGGAGACCAGGGCGACACGGGGCCGUGUGGGAAACCUGGUGCCUCGGGGCCCCCAGGAGAGAGAGGACCUGAGGGCCUCAAAGGCUUACAGGGUCCUGAUGGAGAACUGGGUAAAGAGGGAGACGUUGGACUUCCUGGAGAAGUUGGAGAUCAUGGUGCUAAAGGAGAAAAGGGUCAGGUGGGGCCUCCCGGUCUGUCUGGUCGAGAAGGUUCCUGGGGAGCGAUCGGAGAAAACGGAGAGAGAGGUUUGAAGGGAGAGAAAGGCCACGCUGGACUCUUGGGAGAGCCGGGGCUGAUGGGUAAACUGGGACCUGUAGGUCUGGCAGGUUUAAAGGGAGUCACAAGUCCUCGUGGACCUCUGGGACCAGAUGGUCCUCAGGGACAGAAGGGGGAGUCUGGACCGUUUGGGAUGACUGGUCCUCCUGGGUCAGCAGGACCUCCGGGAAUAAUUGGAGCUCAUGGUGUCAAAGGAGACGCAGGCAGGACGGGACCACCAGGUCCAGUGGGACAGGUUGGACAACAGGGAGAGCUGGGACAUAAGGGGGAACCAGGACCUCAGGGACUGAAGGGAGAUCCAGGUUUUCCUGGUCCACCAGGGGAACAGGGAGAGGAGGGUCUGCAGGGGGUUCAAGGUCCUCCAGCUCUGCCAGGUUUUGAGGGAUCUCCUGGAGAGAUGGGCCCCCAGGGCCCCCCAGGUCCUCCAGGGAAACCUGGAACACAAGGAAGAGCAGGACUUGAGGGCAAACCAGGAGAAAAUGGAGAGAAGGGAGACGACGGCCUGAGUGGAUCACCAGGGAAGCCUGGUCACGUCGGCAGGAGGGGCAAACGUGGGAAAGCUGGAGUCAGAGGAACCAGAGGAGAGAGAGGACCAAAGGGUGAAAAGGGAGACACGGGACAUGUAGGAGUUCACGGGUGGCCUGGUCUCAUCGGAGUCCCUGGAUUACGUGGAGAGUCGGGGGAUCACGGUGAAAAGGGAACAGAGGGUGAGAAAGGCGACAUGGGAUUCCCCGGACCACCCGGAGGUUAUGGCACAAAGGGAAUGCGUGGUUCUGUUGGCUUCACGGGUCCAGAUGGACCAAAGGGAGAGCAGGGGAGUAUUGGUUCUUCAGGGCAGAGGGGAACGCCAGGGAUGCCAGGUCUGCCGGGAUUGUUUGGAUUAAAGGGUUUGAAAGGACACCAGGGACCUCCUGGUCAGCCGGGCAGGAAAGGCCUCCCUGGUCCACCUGGUCUCCCUGGACCUCCAGGAAAGUCUCUGAACUUCACUUUGACGCAACUCAAGGACCUGAUGUACAUGUCCGACAAACCAAACUUCCCUCUGAUCCAGACCGUGCUGGACUCUCUGCAGCAGGAGCUGCGGCUGCUCGUCGAUCCUCCAGAUGGCAGCAAAGAGCGUCCAGCCACCACCUGCCUGGAGCUGUGGCUGUGUCACCCCGAGUACAGCAGCGGGAUGUACUACAUCGAUCCAAACCAGGGCAGCAGCUCUGACGCUCUGCUGGCUUACUGCAUCUUCUCAUCCUCCUCUGCACAGACCUGCCUCUACCCUCGAGACUCUCAGCUUCCCAUCAAAGCCUGGAUGAAGGAGUUUUCAGAGGAAGGAUCCUUCCAGUGGCUCAGUCGCCUGGAGCACGGCUUUCAGUUUGAUUUUCCAGACGCUAACGUCGUCCAGAUGCGCUUCCUGCGGUUACACAGCAGCACCGCGGUCCAGAACGUCACGUACUCGUGUCACCCCGGACACAGGCUGGGCGAGACGGACGUCGACGUCAGGUUUCUCACCGACACCAGGAAGCAGAGUUUCCUCGGAGAGCUGAAGGACUGCGUGCCCGGCGAGGAGGCGGAGUCUGCGGCCCGCGAGUCCGUGUUUGAGUUCGAGGACCUGCAGCUGCUUCCUCUCAGAGACUUGGCUCUAAAAGCUUCAGCGAUCAACGACGUCACGUUCCUGUUUGGCUUCACCAUCGGACCCGUGUGUUUCAGCUAGAGGGGGCGCCAGAGAGGCCAGAGAGGACAUCGUUUCAAAACAUGGACGCCAGAGGGGAAGUUGAAAGGAGUUGAACGCUCCUGUUGUUUGGUGCUGUGUGACUCCGUGUCAGUGAGUGUGUGAGGGCACAGACGCCCCGCGGAACUUUGUUUACAGAGACAUUUAUCUGCUUCUUCUUGCAUUGAAUAAUUUAAAUUUAAAAUGUAAGUUGUUGUUUUUUUUAUCCUUUUAUAUUUGUUUCUAUUUCUUUCCCGUCCUCUGUGCAGAGGUCAGGAUCUUCAGCUGACCUCGACAACAAAAAAGGGAUAAUUCAAGUUUUAUUUUGAAGUACAGGAUCUCACCAUGAUACCACCUGCUAACUCUCCUGCACCAAACCCCACAGAGAAAAGCAGUGAUUUUAACAUCACAGCUCAGGAGUGGUUGAUCCACUGCUGCCUCGGUCACUAAGUUCAAAUGUGUUAUUUUGUGAUUUCAGGGUUAGAAACUCUUUGUUCCGAUUGACCUCAGUGACACAAAGUGUCCACACGAGGCAGCAGCGGACCAGCAGCUCCUGUGUCCCUGUGAGCUUAAAUCAGUGAUUUUCUGAGUGGACUUUGGUGCAGCAGAGUUAAUGUCACACAAACUACAGUUUCAUAAGACAUUUGUGGACUUACGUUGACACAAACUUUAAUUCUGUGUAUGAUUUACCUCCUAUGCACCAAAGAAAAUCCAUCAUUUUACAUCACAGCACAGAGGAGUCGUUAAGUUAAGUUAAGUUAAAAUGUCUUAUUUUUCUCAUUCAGUGUUUAAAAUCCUUUGUUGUGGUUUAAAACUUGAACUACCCCUUUAACAAUGUGUUCUGAUGGGAACACAGCUACUGUCGUCUCAUCGGCCACAGGUGCUUCCACUGCUCUCGUUCUGUGAGUGAGGUGGGUGUUUUGUUUCUCUUUGGUGCUGAUUGAUUAACACGUUUAUUUAAUAACUACAACAAAACAGAAACAAACUGCCGUUAUUUCCACUUUCAUGUCAUUGUAUCUCACAUCUCAGGUAAAAAACACAAACUGUACAAACACACGGACACUGAAGCUGUUGUUCCCGCAACAUUUUGUACUUCUGCAUUCAUUCAUUCAUUAAACGUGACGUGUUCAAGUUAAA